This is a messenger RNA of Lemur catta (Ring-tailed lemur), 1806 nucleotides long. It is a transcript of the gene FCRL4, whose product is annotated as Fc receptor like 4. The transcript is spliced from 8 exons. Gene Ontology annotation, biological process: cell surface receptor signaling pathway. NCBI's taxonomy places the organism in Eukaryota, Metazoa, Chordata, Mammalia, Primates, Lemuridae. Gene Ontology annotation, molecular function: transmembrane signaling receptor activity. The record is from RefSeq and is a predicted model, not a curated record. The coding region runs from base 1 to 1806 and encodes 601 amino acids.
AUGCCGCUGAGCCCCCGUAGGUCCUGCUGCUCAGCAGAAAGCCCAGUCUGCCGCUGGCGGCCGCCUCACAGGUGUUUUGGCCAUCCCUGUGGGGAGCUCCUGGGAGCUGCGGGCUGUCAUCCUGCCGGAGCCAGCAGGGACUACGGCCCCUUGACACACACUCUUCUGCAGUUUCUCAGCCUGCUGGUCUCCCGCUCCGUGCUGUGGACACAGACCGUUUCCCUCACAUUGCUGCCUAACGGCGACAAGACUACAAACCACUGUGGCUGGGACGGAAGUCACCUCCGCCUCACAUGCAUCUCUCCUCUCCUCUCAGCAACUGCACACAAACCUGUGAUUUCCCUCCAUCCUCCAUGGACCACUGUCUUCCAAGGAGAGAGAGUGAAUCUGACUUGCAAUGGGUUUCACUACUCACCACAAACAACAAAAUGGAAAUGUUCGUAUUUGGGGAAAGAAAUAGUAAGAGACACCCCAGGAGACACCUUCGAGGUUCGUGAAUCUGGAGAGUACAGAUGCCAGAUUGGGGAGUCCACCCUAAGUAACCCUGUGCGCUUAGUCUUUUCUACAGAACCCCUCAUCCUGCAGGCCCCAUAUUCUGUGUUUGAAGGUGACACAUUGGUUCUGAGAUGCCAGAGAAGGGGGAAAAAGAAAUUAACUGCUGUGAAAUACAUUUGGAAUGGAAAAACUCUUUCUAUUUCUAAUGAAAGCCAGGAUCUUCUCAUCCCACAAGCAAGUUCAAAUAAUAAUGGCUCUUACCAAUGCAUUGGAACUGAGGACAAAAAUUAUGUAUUUAGAUCAAAUUCCAAAAUGAUCAAAAUUCAAGAACUAUUUCCACAUCCAAAGCUGAAAGCCACAGUCUCUCAGCCUACAGAGGGGAAUUCUGUAAACCUGAGCUGUGAAACGCAGCUUCCUCCAGAGAGGUCAGACACCCCGCUUUACUUCAUCUUCUUCAGAGACGACGGGGUCGUCCUGUCAGACCAGAGCAAGUCUCCAGAACUCCAGAUCCCAACCAUAUGGAGAGAAAACUCAGGAUCUUAUUGGUGUGGUGCUGAAACAGUGAGCGGUAGUGUCCACAAACGCAGCCUCCCACUACAGAUCCAAGUGCAAAGGAUCCCCGUGUCUGGAGUGUUCAUGGAGACCCAGCCCCCAGGGGACCAGGUGGUUGAAGGGGAGGUGCUGGUCUUUGUCUGCUCUGUGGCUGAAGGCACUGGGGACACCAUGUUCUCCUGGCACAGAGAGGACAUGAAGGAGAGUCUGGGGAGGAAGACUCAGCGUUCUCAGAGAGCAGAGUUGGAGGUCCCCGUCAUCAGAGAGAGCCAUGCCGGCAGAUACUACUGCGCAGCUGACAACAGCUACGGCCCCGUACAGAGCGGGGUGGUGAAUGUCACUGUGAGAGGGACUUCAGGCAACAGAGAUGGCGUAGUUGCUGCGGGAGCCACUGGAGGGCUGCUCAGCACGCUUCUGGCUAUGGCUCUGCUGUUUUCCUGCUGGCACUGGAGGAAAUCAGGAGAAGGUUUCCGGGGAAAUGAAACCAGGAGCCCCCCCACCGCUGGCCCAGGAGAGUCCUCCCAUUCCAUCUGCCCUGUCCAGGUGGAGCUGCAGCCGGUGUAUGGCAACGGUGAGGAUUCCCCUGUAGGAAGCUUCUCCUGGCCUCAACCAAGGAAAGAAACUGUACUGGGAAAUGCCCCUGGUCCCCCUAUGGUAUCCCAAAUCCAGAUAUUCCCAAUAAAUAAUUACUCCAUUGUGUGUCCAGAAAAAGUGGAGGGGAUGCUUGGGAAGGGGCAUCUGCAGCAUGUGAUAUACUAA